UAGUAAUCUUUACCAUAGAUGAGUUAUUAGUCUAUCUAAGUGUCUUUUACAGUUACUAUCUUUUGUGUCAUCGUAUUAAUUUGUGACGCGUUUAUGUUGUUGAUAAUUAAUACUUAUGAGGUGCAGAUACAUAUAUUGUUGCAUUAUCAAAAGUCAGUCGCGUUUAGUGGUGUCGUAAAGAAAUAAUAAGACGCGUAUUAUUUCUUUAAAAACAAAAAGAAAAAAAAAAAAGAAAAAAUUCUAUUUAAUUCGAUAUUAUAUUAUGGAUGAUCAUAACAUGGAUCAAAAUAUUUUAACAGUGCUAAAACUUCUUAUGAUAGGAGAAUCUAACGUGGGUAAAUCAAGUAUACUUUUAAGGUUCACAGAAGAUGAAUUUUCGGAAAAUAUGCGAAAUACAGUCGGGAUGGACUAUAAAACAAAAUAUAUCACAAUAGAUGAUAGUAUAGUGAAACUUGCUAUUUGGGAUACUGCUGGACAAGAACGAUUUCGUACUUUAACACCAAGUUAUUAUAGAGAUGGACAAGGAGCUAUUUUAGUAUAUGAUGUUACCGAUAGAAAUACAUUUUUAAAAUUGGAUACAUGGCUUAAUGAAUUAAACACGUACUGUAAUAAAACGGAUAUUGUUAAAAUGAUAGUAGGUAAUAAAAUAGAUUUACCAAAUAGGGAAGUUAGCAAUGAAGAAGGCUUACAAUUUGCUAGGAGACAUCAGUCCCUAUAUAUUGAAAGUAGUGCUAAAACGGCGGAUGGAGUAAAGUGUUGCUUCGAGGAACUCGUUCAAAAGAUAUUACAAACUCCUGGUUUAUGGGAUACUCACUCUUCAAAAUAUAUUGAUAAUGGCAAUAUGACCGGUGCUAGGUAUAGAAUGGGAAAAAGAGGAAUACAAUUGACGGAUGAUUAUGAACCACAGAAUGCAUAUUCGCGUUGUUAUUGCAGUAUGAUUUAAGUGGCUGUGAUAAAGAAAUUUUUUUGGUAAUGGGUUAUAAGCAUGGCGCCUAUUGUAUGAUAUGUUGUUUAUUAAACAACUAAAACAAGUUACAAUGAAUACAUAAUAUUGUGAAUCAUUGUUAGAAUUAUAUUACAUUAGAUAAAGAAACAAACAUUACACAAUCUGUGAACUAUACAAAAAUGUGCUAACGAUUUAUAGAUCUACAUUAAUUAAUAAUUUAAUUAAAUACGAAUUUUAAAAAUAUCAUCAAUUUAUAGUUAUAUAUUGCAGGUGUACAAAAAAUUGGACUUAGGCUAAGCCAAGAAUGAAAAGCUGGCGCUUUGAACCAUUAAUAAUAAGCAAAGCAAACCGUUAAUUCUAUUGUCUUUUAUUCAAUUUAUUUCUAAAUAUUCAAAAAUAAAUCAUUUUUAUUAUAAUACUGAUAAAGUUUUUAUCACAGACACUUGUUCACUUUUUAUAGUCUCUUGCUUUGUUACAUUUAUACACUUAUAUAAGAUUUGUUAUAUAUAUAAUAUACAUAUACAUACAUAUAUACAUACAUACAUACAUACAUACAUACAUACAUACAUAUAUAUAUAUAUAUAUAUAUAUAUAUAUAUAUAUAUAUAUGCAUAUAUGCGUCAUUUUUGUACAAUAGUCAAAUUUAUUCAGUUUUCGUUGCUUGUUAUAAAAAAUGAUAUCUAAAAGUAUGUAAAAUCUCUGUGUUAUUUAAAUAUACAAAGGUAUCUGAUCUUCAAUGUGCUUUAAUAUUAAGAUAAAAUGCUAAGAUUUGAAAAUGAUCUUUUUUAUAUUUAUUUCAAGCUGAAUCAGGGGAGGGUGGACUCAUAAAAAUUCCUCCAAAGGUCAAACAACGAUCACCCAUAUAUAUAUGUAUAUGUAUAUAUAAACAAAUUUAUGCAUUAGUACAAUUUUUUUUUUUUUUUUUAGUGAUUUGUCUUUUACUUGCUUAUAUUCUAUUACAUAUAAUGCACAUAAUUUAUAAAAGUUAUACUGAUCCAAAAAUUAAGAAUAAGUGGAAAUAUACAAAUAGAAUCUUCAAAACAAAUAUAUGGUAAUUGUCUUAUACACAAAUCUAUUGUAACUUAUUUGUAAAUAAAGCAUUUUCAAUAUAUAUUAUAUGCUACUAUCAUAUUAUAUUAA
Vespa crabro (European hornet) is the source of this 2086-nucleotide messenger RNA. It is a transcript of the gene Rab18, whose product is annotated as ras-related protein Rab-18-B. The coding region runs from base 263 to 943 and encodes 226 amino acids. The transcript is spliced from 4 exons. NCBI's taxonomy places the organism in Eukaryota, Metazoa, Arthropoda, Insecta, Hymenoptera, Vespidae. The record is from RefSeq and is a predicted model, not a curated record. Gene Ontology annotation, molecular function: GTP binding; GTPase activity.